CUCAAUCCUCUGAUUUUUCAGCUAUCAGCCCCGGGGCAGCCAGGCCUGUGGCUCCUUGUACCAUUCUCCCCAAAGGGCAGUCAGCCCUGUGCACUGGCUCUUCAGAGACAGGGGUGUCGCCAAGCUUUAAUUUUUUUUCCUUGCUGUGCCUUUAAGAGCUGCCGGAAUGCAAAGAGUCUGGAGGAGGGGUGGGGUCUCCCAACAGGACUUCUGGGAAAAGGAUCCUGGGAAUUUUUGCCAGAAACUAAACUGAGAUUCCAACACGCAGAAGUUGGGGGUGGUUUGUGUUGGGUCAGGCCUGUGAUUGGACUGCAGAGUCCACUAGGGAGGACGAAAACAGAAGUAAAACGCGAAGAGCCAAGGAAAGGGAGGAAGCCCUCCCCACCCUCACCCCCGCCCCAAUGCACGUCCACCCAGGCCUGCAAGAGGGUGCAGCCACUAGCCUGGACAGGAUCAGUGUGUGUGAAGGGUGAUGGUAACAGAUGGACCCAAGAAGCUCUCUACCCCAAGUCGACCUGCAAGGCCUCCAGGGACGGGCUUGCCAACAGCUGGACUUGAUCACUGGCUUGCAAAGUGAGAUCACGCAUCUGGUGGAAUAACAAGCAGGCUUGGCUCUCUGGCUGUUUUUAGAGGAUUUUCGCAGCAGGGGCUAGAAAGCCAGAGACCACCACCUGGACCCUUAGGUUUUCUUAGAGAGCACGGCAUUGGAGAUUCCACCCCUGGGCGGUGUUCAGGACAAUGACGGCCCUUCGGCGAGCUGCUGCCAUCCUGGUUCUGCUCCUGGCGGCUCUUCUGCCCCCACCCCGGUGUGCCCAGGACCCGGGCAUGGUGCACUACAUCUACCAGCGCUUUCAAGUCUUGGAGCAAGGACUGGAAAAAUGUACCCAAGCCACAAGAGCAUACAUUCAAGACUUCCGAGAGUUCUCGAAGAACAUAACCGCUAUGCUGGGAAGAUGCCAGACCUACACCAGUGAGUAUAAGAGCGCAGUGACUAACCUGGCCUUGAGAGUCGAACGUGCGCAACGGGAGAUAGACUACCUGGAGUACCUGCGAGAAGCUGACGUGUGCGUGGAAUCAGAGGACAAGACCCUGGCAGAAAAGCUCAUCCAAGAGGCGGAAGAAGAGAAGAAGAUCCGGACCCUGCUGAAUGCAAGCUGUGACAACAUGCUGAUGGGCGUAAAGUCUCUGAAAAUAGUGAAGAAGACUGUGGACACACAUGGUUCUUGGAUGAAAGAUGCUGUCAGCAAUCCCCAAAAGGUUUAUUUCUUUAUUGGAUCCAGAAACAAAACUGUCUGGGAAUUUGCAAACCUGCGGGCAUUCAUGGAAGAUAGCACCAAGCCAGCCCCGCGGAAGCUAAUCCUAACACAUUCCUGGCAGGGAACAGGCCAAGUGAUCCACGAAGGUUUUCUGUUUUUUCACAACCAAGGGACUCUCAAUGAGAUCAUCAAAUAUAAUCUGCAGAAGAGGACGGUGGAAGAUCGAAUGCUGCUCCCAGGAGGGGCAGGCCGAGCACUGGUCUACCAGCACUCCGCAUCAACAUUCAUUGACCUGGCUGUGGAUGAGCACGGGCUGUGGGCCAUCCACUCAGGGCCAGGCGUCUAUGGCCAUUUGGUUCUCACAAAAAUUGAACCUGGUACCCUGGGAGUGGAACACUCAUGGGACACUCCAUGCAGGAGCCAAGAUGCUGAAGCCUCCUUCCUUUUGUGUGGGGUUCUCUAUGUGGUCUAUAGUUCUGGCGGCCACGGUCCUCACCGCAUCACCUGUGUCUAUGAUCCGUUGGGCGCUAUCAGUGAGGACGACCUGCCCAAACUGUUCUUUCCCAGGCGGCCGAGAAGUCAUUCCAUGAUCCAUUACAACCCCAGAGAUAAGCAGCUCUAUGCCUGGAAUGAUGGAAACCAGAUCAUUUACAAACUCCAGACAAAGAGAAAGCGGCCUCUGGAGUAAUGCAGUCCAGCAAGGGGGAGAGCACUAAGGCUGUGGACGCUGCUCUCUGGACACGGAGGCCGCAGCCCCUUUGCAAUACAAAUCCCUCUGUUCCCAUACAGGGCCAGAGGCUAGAAGUGGGCUUGCAUUUGCAUCCUUCCCUGGAUGGUAUGGCCUGAGUUAUCUUCCAAGAGCCUCGAUGAGAGUCUGUCAUUUGGAAAUGUUCAACUUCCAUCGCCCAUCCAAACCUCCUGGCUCUCAAGGCCUUCCACGUGCUGAUUCAGUUUACGUCCAGCCUUUCGUUUACCCCCACCACCCCCUUCCCCACCACCCCACCCCCGCCUACAAUUAGAAACGUAGCCCGCCUCCUAAUACUCCUGGCUCCUGUCCUGGCCUUUCCUGACGCUCUUUCCUCUUUCAUAAAUGCCUUUUGGUAUUCUUCCAUUUUUCACCACCCAGCGAAAGUAUCAUUUCUUAUUCAUGUUUAAUCUCUAUUUCUGCCAACUCUGCCCCUUCACCAAGCUGAGGAGAUACAAGAGGAAAGUAAAAUCACUCACAUUUAAAUACCACUUGCCAGUUACAAAGUGUUUGCUCCUAUGUACAUCAUUUAAUUCUCACGCCACCCUGUGAGACAUGCAGAAGAUGUCUUUAUAAUUGCUAUUUUAGAGAUGAGAGAAGUUUAGGUGAACCAUUCAGAGGAACACAGCCUCAAAAUGAAGAUAGGGCUAGAAAAUACUGCAAAUCCCAUAGUCUUUCCAUUGCCCCAAGGGAGCAUCAAAUACGUAUGUUCGUUCCCCCAGCCUUUUAUAAGCAAUGAUUUCAGCAUCUCAUCCUAAAAAAUCAUGGUCUGCCCCCUGCAGCCGGUUUUCAUGCCUGCACAAGACCUUCCUGUAAGCCCUUCAAAAGCUGCUUGCUCCAGAAAACCAGCCUACAGCCUAAGGGUGAGGACCCCACCUGUAGCCUCGUCUUGUCUUACCUUCCCCUGUGUCUCUCUCUUUGCUGGAAACACAAUAAAACCGACACUAAGCAAA
Ailuropoda melanoleuca (giant panda) is the source of this 2954-nucleotide messenger RNA. RefSeq names its product olfactomedin like 1 (gene OLFML1). Lineage: Eukaryota; Metazoa; Chordata; Mammalia; Carnivora; Ursidae. Gene Ontology annotation, biological process: signal transduction. Bases 739 to 1944 code for a protein of 401 amino acids. The transcript is spliced from 3 exons. The record is from RefSeq and is a predicted model, not a curated record.